Molecule: messenger RNA, 1987 nt
Organism: Beta vulgaris subsp. vulgaris (sugar beet)
Lineage: Eukaryota; Viridiplantae; Streptophyta; Magnoliopsida; Caryophyllales; Amaranthaceae
Exons: 3
Coding region: 1278-1757 (159 amino acids)
Source: RefSeq, a predicted model, not a curated record
UUUAUAAAAUAUAUUAUUAAUAUUAUUUUAUUACUUUGUAAUUCAUUAUUAUGCAAUACUUUAUAAAAUCUUAGUUAUAUUAUUAUUAUUACUAUUGGCAUUUCACCAAAAUUUCAUUUAAUCUCUUUUCUUUAUAAUUUUGCUAAUAUUAUAUAUAAACACAUGUUUGAAAAUAAACUAGUGUUUAUAUAGAUAAAUUAGGAAAUAAUAUAUUGUAGAAGAUUUGAAUAUUCAAAUAUUAUAUUUAGCUAAGGACAAAAAGUUUAAAGGGGGACACCAUAACUCUCCCCUUUACUUAUAUAAUUAGUUUUUUUUUUGUUUUUUUUUACCUUUUAUUUAAUAGAUAGUUUUAUUUUCUAUUUUACUUUUUUUUAAUUAAAGUAAGUAGUUAUUUCUUCUUUUUUCCUUGUUCUUUUUUUUCUAUUUUUUGAUAUUCCUACCCCUUUUGAAAUAUAGAAUAGAAAUAGAAAUAGAUUUUCAUAACUAUGAACAUUGACAUGAGUUUUUUUAGUUAUAAUAAAAUAAUAAAAUAAUAAGUGCCCUUUUAAAUUAUGUAUUGAGAAAAAGGCAGUGGAUGCAAUACAUAAAAAAGUCAGUGGGUGGAUUACUUGUUAUAUAUGUAUUGAGAAAAAGGCAGUGGGUGCAAUACAUAGGUUAUGAGAAUCUAUCUCUCAAGGUCAAAAGGCCGCAGUUUUGACGCAUUACUUUCAUUAUUUGCAGUUUUUUAGAAAAAUAAAAUAAAAUCAAAAGCUUCUAUGAACACAAACCUUGAACAGAGUGUUCUUGACAAACUUUUUUACCUUUCAAAAAAUUGACUCAUCUUUUUGUUGGAUGGUAAUUUCCCAUGUAUUCAGAUGUUUGUUGGUUGGAAGACAACAUAAAUUCUACUAGGUAUUGUUAGAAUUUUCUGAUGCAUCAAAAUUGGUAUAAAAGCCAACUAAUUGAUGGAAACUGAUUUCAUCCCUUCCUCAACCCUUCUGAGAUCCAUUCAAAAUUAGAGUGCAACAAAGGUUUUUCUCUGUCUCAAAGGUUAUUGCUUGGAACAUUUUCGAUCUUCCUUCAUCUGUGAGUUGUAAUGGCCGAAAGGGUGACAUGGUCUGACGAUAUUACCGAAAUAUUUUUGGAUAUAUGCAUUGAGUUCAAAGUGGGUGCGUUCUCAAAGGUGAAUUGGGAUAAAAUAGUGGCUAAUUUGAACAUGAAAAGUGGGAAGAAUUUCAAUGCGAAACAAGUAAGAAAUUUGGGAUGAUUUACGCAAAAAAUUUAAGAUUUGGAAUGAAAUGGAACUCAAAUGGACUGGACUUGCAUUUGAUCCUAUUACUGGUUGCCCACAAGUUGAACAUGACAGAUGGAAAGUGUUUGUUAAGAAACAUAAGGGGAUACCUGCGAGAUUCAUUAAAAGGCCUUUACCCCAUUUAGAGUUAUUACGAAAACUUUUUUUAGGAUCAUUUGCUACUAGCAAGUAUAGUUUUUCUCCAGCAAUGGGGGAGGGGCAACUUAGUGGAGAUAAUAAUGAAGGCUCGGGUGAUAGUGAUGACCAGAAUGAGAGCAUGGAUCUAAACAAUGACAAUUGCGAAAAUGAUGCACAGAGUGUAUCCCCUCCAAGAAGUACCUCAAAGGGUAAACGUAAGAGUGAUGGAUGCAGUAGUGUAGGAAAAAAAAGUAAAACGAGUAGUAUUGAUUCUUGUAUAGAGUUGCUAAGAAUGUCUAUCGAAGCUGGCUCGAUGCAGAUGGUUGGAAAUAAAUAUGAAAAAGCCUAGAUGCUCUAUAUAAAAUUGAAGGAGUUGUUGAACAAGGUGAAGGGUUUAUAUACCAAUGUAUGCAAUUCUUGCAUCAAGGAGAUAAUGCUGAAUUUUUCUUGGGACUUCGCUCCAAUGAGCAGAAACUCAUGUUCUUGAGAACGGCAUUUGCAUGUCCUUCUAAGGAAGCUUAUAUUCCUCAUCCUUAUGAUAAAGCUACUUCAAGUGUUAGCGAUUAACCUUAUUUUGCA